Trematosphaeria pertusa is the source of this 2397-nucleotide messenger RNA. RefSeq lists its product as uncharacterized. Gene Ontology annotation, biological process: DNA-templated transcription; regulation of DNA-templated transcription. Bases 1 to 2397 code for a protein of 798 amino acids. NCBI's taxonomy places the organism in Eukaryota, Fungi, Ascomycota, Dothideomycetes, Pleosporales, Trematosphaeriaceae. The record is from RefSeq and is a predicted model, not a curated record. The transcript is spliced from 9 exons. Gene Ontology annotation, molecular function: zinc ion binding; DNA binding; DNA-binding transcription factor activity, RNA polymerase II-specific.
AUGGAUAGUAGAGAUGAAAUGGAUGUGGCGGCCGAUGGGUCCAAUAGGAUCCAGCGAGCGUGUGAUGCAUGCCGGUCGAGGAAGAUCCGCUGUGAUAGAGCGACACCUUGCUCGAAUUGUCGCGGCAGCAAGCUGACCUGCACGACAACUGCACCGGUCCAAAAGCCGCAAAGGCAAAGGAUCCAUAUUUCUGACGAGUAUGAGAGGAAGAUCGACCGCAUCGAAGACCGACUCGCUGGCAUCGAACAUGUUCUCGAAAGCCUCGCUUCCAAAUUGGCCAACCUUGACCUCCACAGGGAAUCGUCUGAGCGUAGCAGCCAGUCGCGAUCAGGCGGUGGUGGCACUGGCAGGAGCGCACAUUCUAGUUCUGACGUGAACGCCAACACCCCUGUUCCUUUCGAGGGCGAAACCACCAUGAACAGGCAGUCGGAACUCGCACAAGAGUUUUUAGAACAAGCUGUGAGGAGUACGCCUUCCAUUGAACAGAAUGCUGAGCUCAAGGCUGCCUUAUCCUCUCUGCAGGAUAUGGUAAGUAGACAGGGCCACUAUACGAACACCAUAGCAAUGUCAACCCCACAUCCCUUUUUCCGCAGCUCUGUCGCCGAUUUCGACUGUUCAAAGCUCGAGAGUCCGCCUUGGGAUGCCGUAAACGAGGUCAUCGACAAAGCUUCCGUAUAUCCGACAAUGUCCUUCGCCGUUGUUUUCCCCUUUCUCAAGAUGCGCAACAUCAAAGAGAUCUCGAAGCAAAUAUUUGACACUCCGGCCGAGUGUACUGUGGGUCGACGGAUUCUGGUGUAUGGAGUGCUCUAUAACCUGUUUCUCGAGUUCUCGAGUUAUCCCGUCGUUAAUCCCAGAGUUGAGAGCUAUCGUGCUUACGCACGCAUAUGCAAGACACAGAUGGAGGUUGCCAUAAGCCAGCUCGAUCUCUAUAUCCCCGCGACCUACGAGAAUAUUCUCGCCCUCCUUUUGGGCGCAGCAUAUGCAAUCGAGAUGUGCAAGCCGUCACUUUGCUGGGUCAUGAUCUCCAAUGCAGCUGGGCUGUGCCAGAGCCUUGGAUAUCAUCGCAUCCAAACCAUGAAAGAUGACAACGAAGACGAACGUAUGGCCAAGGUUCAUGUCUUCUGGUUCAUCUAUUUGAUGGACAAGACGCUUUCGUUAAGACUGGGACGUGCUUCUCUAAUCCAAGAUUGGGAUAUGUCGUUGCCGUAUCCGACCCUGGAAAACGAAACCACUCCCUUUGGCGGUCUCCUCCAGGACGGACCAAAAGGGACAGAUAUGCUGCUCUAUUGGAUAAGGGUUGGUCAGAUCCAAGGCAAGACAUACGAAAAGCUCUUCAGCCCGGCGGCGUUCCUUAGGCCCCAGGAGGAACGAGCCCACAUUGCGGCAGAGCUUGUCAGCGCAAUGAAUGAGGCUUGGGCUGGGCGGGGUGAGGCAAGUGCUCUUGAUUUCGCUUUCAAAGGGGUGACCCUUCCGAGUUACGUACCGAAGAAGACAGGUGUCGGCCCCAGCGCGACCGAUCCGCCGUCCAAGCAAAAGCGUUCGGCCGUUAUGUAUCCGACGCCCGCACAACAGUCAUUCGGUGCCAGCCCGAUCCCUAUGAGAUACAUGGAAGAGUCUUUCGGCGCGAUUGGCGAUAUUUUCUACCAUUCGGAUGUUGUAGUACACUACUCAACGUGCGCGUUGAUCCAACGAGCUUGCAGCCCAGACACGGUGACGUUUAGCCAAGAUUGCCUUGAGUCGGCCCGAGCAGCACUGGUCGCUCAUCAGAGAUGCAGCGAGCAGUUCAAUGUCAAAGGAAACGAAGAUUUGUGGUCCGGAUACAUCCACUGGUCCAUCCUCCAGGCACCCUUCACCCCCUUUAUAGUCAUCUUCUGCAAUGCCAUCCUCCGCUGCGACCCCUCAGACCUCAACUCCCUCUCUGAGUUCGUCCUCAGCCUUGAAUCCUGCCGAACAGUCUCCGAAGGCGCCGACAAGCUCUACAAAAUGUGUCAUCUCUUCCUGCAAGUCGCAAAACUCUACGUCGAGGCCAAGAUCAAAGAGAGCGGCGACCACCCCCAGCAGCAUUCUCAGACCACCGAAAGCGGUUUCUACCAGACCGAUGGCGGCGAGCAGAGCCUUGACAUGAGCGCCAUGACACAGUUUGAUCCUUACCUCAGCGCUCUAGGCUUGAUGCCUAAUUCCGCUUGGCCGAUGGCGGGAUUCCCGCCUUCCAGUAUGGCAACAAGUACAGGUGCGGGCUCAAGCACCGGCAUGGAGGCAUUCUCGCCGGGACAUGGGUUUGAUGGCAGCCUCGCUGGUGGGUUAAGUGGAAACCAGGUGCAGGACUGGUUUUCAGGAUCGAGGUAUCUGAUGAACCUGAUGGAGGAUGAUAUUCAGAUGCCGGAUUUGAACUUAUAG